Phacochoerus africanus (Common warthog) is the source of this 1434-nucleotide messenger RNA. RefSeq names its product tetraspanin 5 (gene TSPAN5). NCBI's taxonomy places the organism in Eukaryota, Metazoa, Chordata, Mammalia, Artiodactyla, Suidae. Gene Ontology annotation, cellular component: membrane. The coding region runs from base 395 to 1213 and encodes 272 amino acids. Gene Ontology annotation, biological process: regulation of vascular endothelial growth factor signaling pathway; protein localization to plasma membrane; protein maturation. The transcript has 8 exons. The record is from RefSeq and is a predicted model, not a curated record.
GGGAGCGCGCGAGCGGACAGGCGGGCUAGUAGCGUCUCCACCAGCAUCUGCCGCGGCCGCAUUUGCCCGAAGCCCGGAGACGGACCGACGGACAGAUCGUUUGGCGGACGGGCUUGGGCGCUCUCCUUGUGCUCGGGGCCACCUUCAGCGAAGCUAGGGGUUUGCAGCGCGCGCUUCCCCGCCCGCUCGCAGCCACUCCGGCUCCGGCGGCCUCGGCGCGCGAGGGACUGGAGGUGCGGGAGCCGCUCUCCGCCGGUCGGUCCCUGCGCUGCUCAGCCCGGGCCGCCGCGCCGCGGCAGCGAGCGGCCUCUCUGAGCCCCCCGCUCCCCUCCGGCCCGCUCUGAGCAACGGUGCUCCGGGGCUCCAAACUCGGGCUGCCGGGGCAAGUGUCUUCAUGAACCCAGAGGAUGUCCGGAAGCAUUACAAGGGUCCUGAAGUCAGUUGUUGCAUCAAAUAUUUCAUAUUUGGCUUCAAUGUCAUAUUUUGGUUUUUGGGAAUAGCAUUUCUUGGAAUCGGACUGUGGGCGUGGAAUGAAAAAGGAGUCCUGUCCAACAUCUCGUCCAUCACUGACCUCGGCGGCUUUGACCCGGUUUGGCUCUUCCUCGUGGUGGGAGGAGUGAUGUUCAUUCUGGGAUUCGCAGGGUGCAUCGGAGCUCUGCGGGAGAACACCUUCCUUCUCAAGUUUUUUUCUGUGUUCCUGGGAAUUAUUUUCUUCCUGGAGCUCACUGCUGGGGUUCUGGCAUUUGUUUUCAAAGACUGGAUCAAAGACCAGCUGUAUUUCUUUAUAAACAACAACAUCAGAGCAUACAGGGAUGACAUUGAUUUGCAAAACCUCAUAGACUUCACCCAGGAAUAUUGGCAGUGCUGUGGGGCUUUUGGAGCUGAUGAUUGGAACCUAAAUAUUUACUUCAAUUGCACAGAUUCCAAUGCAAGCCGAGAGCGAUGCGGCGUGCCCUUCUCCUGCUGUACUAAAGACCCCGCAGAAGAUGUCAUCAACACUCAGUGUGGCUAUGAUGCCAGGCAAAAACCAGAAGUUGACCAGCAGAUUGUCAUCUACACGAAAGGCUGUGUGCCCCAGUUUGAGAAGUGGUUGCAGGACAACUUAACCAUCGUGGCUGGUAUUUUCAUAGGCAUUGCCCUGCUACAGAUUUUUGGGAUAUGUCUGGCCCAGAAUCUGGUGAGUGAUAUUGAAGCUGUCAGGGCUAGCUGGUAGAGCGCCUGCAACAGCUGCUUCAAGACACUGGACAGACCCAGCCUUCCUGACCCUCCAGUGUGCCCAACUGAUACCCAUGCUGCACAGAGCCUAAUCACACAGGCAUCCUUCAAUCCCACCUGAUGGAGCUGCCAAGAACUGGGGCGGGGGGGAGGUUUGGGGGGGCGGGGGAAGCUGGGAAAUGCUGCUCACUGACAGAAUUAAACAGAUCAACAAAAUAA